AUGAUACGUGGACGAGAAGCAGGGUCGUGCUGUGUACGUGGAAUAUGGGAUAGGAUAUCCAGAAGAAAGAUAAUAGAAAGUCAUGAUACAACAACAGUUCUCAACCGUUAUCUCACUACAGUUCAUCUCACGUUUAUGGGUGUUGGUGCCACAGUUGGAGUAGGAAUAUAUGUUCUGGUAGGCGUAGCUGCUAAAGACACUGCAGGUCCCGGUCUACUUAUUUCCUUCAUGCUAGCUGCUCUGUUGACAAUGAUCAAUGCUGUGAUAUUUGCUGAGUUUGGAGCUCGAAUUCCUACGACUGGAGCUAGUUAUACCUAUGUUUACGAAAGUCUGUGUGAAGGCCUGGCUUUUAUUGUUGGUUGGUUAAUAUUACUAGGUUAUUUUACAAGCGGAGCUGUAGGUUGCAGAGCAUGGAGUGGGUACUUUGACUCUUUGUUUGAUGGUGCAGUACACAACUUAACCAGAGAACUCUUUGGAACUAUAAAUGUUGGACCACCUCUGAGCGACCACGUAGACAUUGUGGCAAGUUUACUAGAGAUCGUGGCUAUGGUUAUAGUAGCUUUGGGAAUUCAUACAUCUUCGACAGUGAACGCUGUUUUAUCUAUGAUAAGUGUUGGGGUCUUGUUAUUUGUGACUGUAAUGGGAUUAGUUCUUGGUGAUAUUAGUAAUGUUGUCAAUAAAGACCAUGGUGGAUUCUUUCCCUUUGGAUUCACAGGCGUAGUGGUGGCAACAUCGUCUUGUUUUUAUGCCUAUAAUGGAUAUGAUGUGAUAUGUAUGUCUGCCGAAGAAUCGAAGACACCAGCCAAGUCCAUUCCAAGAGCGAUUUUGAUCGAGCUAAUAAUAGUAACACUCCUAUAUGCUGGAGCUUCAUUUUCACUAAUGAUGUUGACACCAUAUUAUCUGAUUGAUACUCGUGCACCCAUUCCAUCAGCGUUUGAAAUUAGAGGCAUUAUAUGGGCAAAAUAUGUGGUGACUAUUGGACCAGUGUUGGGAAUUGGUAAUCUCAGUCUACUGAACCUUUACUCAACUUCACGACACAUUUACUGUAUGUCUAAUGAUGGCCUCUUAUUAACGUUUUGUGGACGAGUAAAUCGCAGAUCUCAAGUUCCA
Molecule: messenger RNA, 1110 nt
Organism: Lottia gigantea (owl limpet)
Lineage: Eukaryota; Metazoa; Mollusca; Gastropoda; Lottiidae
Exons: 3
Biological process (GO): amino acid transport; transmembrane transport
Cellular component (GO): plasma membrane
Molecular function (GO): amino acid transmembrane transporter activity
Source: RefSeq, a predicted model, not a curated record